CCGAGUAAUGUCAGCAAAGUUAGCGCGGACUUUUACAGAGUUAAAUUUAAUAUUAAGUUAAAUAAAGAAGGCGUGGUCAAUUAAAAGCAAAUUAUUAUUAUUUAUCUGCAGAGAAGAGUCGGAUCCUUUUCUUUCUUGUACAUUUAGUACACUAACAGGUGCUAAGUUCUGCUAAUAAAGUAAAGAAACCUUUUUGUAACAUUUGAUUUUUCAUGUUGCGGACCCUAACUUGGGUAUUAAACCCGAUGAUCAUUUAAAUUUUAAAAUGAUCGUCUAGGCUCUGUCAGUCCUGUGUUUUGCUGUAACUCCCCCACUGCUCGUGUUCCUUCAAUAAGACACCUAACAUUGUUCUUCCUUUGUUGGUUGAGUCUGGCUCGCGAGACUAUAUCACAAAGUUGGAUAUUUCUUUCAAGACUUUAGUCACUACUAGAGCGGUUGACUAUAGCUUCUAGAGAUGCCGGGAUUGACUGGACACUAUAUGAUUAUCAAAAUGUCAAAAAGACGCCGGGAAGUAGUUUGGAAGGCUCUUAAGAUGUGUAAGAUGCGGACAAAGCUGUCAAGUCAGUUGAAGAGCUCCAAGGAGGAAGCAAAGAGAUCAAGAAAAGAAAAUGAGGAAAAUGAGCGUAUUUGUGACCUCUCUGAUGGAGAUGAUAAUCCUCCGUGUGAGCACUUGAUUCAAUCUUACAUGGAUUAUAAUAGCGUUGUUGUAUCUAAGACUGAUAGUUACCCUCACUUCAUGCCUAUGUGUGGCUUGGGCAGUAAUAUGGGACAAAAUAAUGACGAUCACUGCUGGCUGUCUUCUGAUGAUGCAGAUAAAUCUGAGACUGUACCGGCCAGUGCUUACUAUAUAAAGCCAAAUGGAAUGGAACUGUGCGUGUGACAUGUUUAUUCCAAAUGAAGACUUUCGUGAUAUGGCGAGACUUUUACUCAACUUCUACAGACUCAGCGGCACUCCUGGCUCCCACAUGAUAUACUGAAAUAUCAUGAUAUCACUUAAUUGACACUUAUGAUUAUAACUUUAGCAUUAUAAUUAUUAAUUUUAUUCAAUAGCGUUAACCAGAAGUCUAUUUAGCCUCAUAGUUUAUAUUAUUGAUAUUCUUAUUCUGCUGCAGCUAUUUAUACUAUUAUACUC
Messenger RNA from Amphimedon queenslandica, 1132 nucleotides. RefSeq lists its product as uncharacterized. The transcript has 7 exons. Bases 455 to 880 code for a protein of 141 amino acids. NCBI's taxonomy places the organism in Eukaryota, Metazoa, Porifera, Demospongiae, Haplosclerida, Niphatidae. The record is from RefSeq and is a predicted model, not a curated record.